Molecule: messenger RNA, 1436 nt
Organism: Panicum hallii
Lineage: Eukaryota; Viridiplantae; Streptophyta; Magnoliopsida; Poales; Poaceae
Product: indole-3-glycerol phosphate lyase, chloroplastic-like
Exons: 7
Coding region: 157-1185 (342 amino acids)
Biological process (GO): L-tryptophan biosynthetic process
Cellular component (GO): chloroplast; cytosol
Molecular function (GO): tryptophan synthase activity
Source: RefSeq, a predicted model, not a curated record
UCCCAAACCCAGCACCCCACACAGUUCGAGCAAGGAGCUCAGUACCACACAUACGACAGUGACUUGCUUCACAAACACGAGCGGACAGCUUGAAACCGAUCGCUCCAUCGAGCAACAGUCUCGAGUCCCCCAUCGAUCGCGGUAGUUGCUAGCGACAUGGCUUUCGCGCUCCAGGCUGCAUCGGCCUCCCGGUCGUCUGCUUCGUCCCCGGUGGUUCCAUCGUCGCCGCUCCCGCGGCGCGCGGCGACGGCGGUGACGAUGCCUCGGCGGCGGAGGUCUGUGGUGGCCACUGUGAGGGAGGUCGCCGCGGUGGCUCGGGCCGCCCCGGCGCCGGCCGGGCAGCCUGCCACAACGGCGCCGUCCAAGCUCGCCGGUGCCGGCGGGCGAUGCCUGCCGGUGUCGCAGACCAUGUUCAGGCUCAAGGCGCAGGGCAAGAUGGCGUUCAUCCCGUUCAUCACCGCCGGCGACCCCGAUCUGGCCACGACGGCGGAGGCGCUGCGGCUCCUGGACGCCUGCGGCGCCGACGUCAUCGAGCUCGGCGUGCCCUUCUCCGACCCCUACGCCGACGGGCCGGUCAUCCAGGCUUCGACGGCGCGGGCCCUGGCGAGAGGCACGACGCCGGACGGUGUCCUGGCGAUGCUGAAGGAGGUGACGCCGGAGCUCUCCUGCCCGGUGGUGCUCUUCUCCUACUUCAACCCCAUCGUGUACCGGGGGCUCGCCGACUUCGCCGCCGCCGCCAAAGAAGCCGGUGUACAAGGUCUUCUGGUACCUGACCUCCCGUAUGGGACCACGUGUGCUCUCAGGAGUGAAGCCAUGAAGAACAACCUCGAGCUGGUGCUGCUCACAACACCAACUACAACAGCAGAUAGGAUGAAGGAGAUCACAGAAGCAUCAGAAGGAUUUGUUUAUCUGGUGAGCGUCAAUGGAGUUACAGGUCCACGUGCAAACGUAAACGCACAUGUGGAAUCUCUCAUUCAGGAAGUUAAACAGGUCACUGACAAACCUGUGGCUGUUGGCUUUGGCAUCUGGAAACCAGAGCAUGUAAAGCAGAUUGCAGAGUGGGGUGCAGAUGGUGUGAUCAUUGGCAGCGCGAUGGUGAGGCAGUUGGGGGAAGCGGAUUCUCCCAAAGAAGGGUUAAAGAGGCUAGAGAAAUAUGCCCGGAGCAUGAAGAAGGCACUACCAUGAUGGGAUGAUAGAAACUGAGAUUAGACCAGCACGAUGGAUAACGAAGCUUGGAUGGAAUGGAAGCUGACUCUUCCUUAGGUCUCCGGCUGAGAAAGAAGUGCACUACUAGUAGCCAGAAUCAUGAUUGAUCAAUACGACUGUUAAACACUAUAACAGGUUGUUAGCAUGUAUAUUAGUCCGAUGCAGCUAGCUAGAUUGCUUUGCAGAUAUUUUAACAAUGAGGUAUCAUUACAAAAAAAAUGUGCAAGAUU